Molecule: messenger RNA, 2411 nt
Organism: Falco peregrinus (peregrine falcon)
Lineage: Eukaryota; Metazoa; Chordata; Aves; Falconiformes; Falconidae
Gene: GJA4
Product: gap junction protein alpha 4
Exons: 2
Coding region: 310-1332 (340 amino acids)
Biological process (GO): cell communication
Cellular component (GO): connexin complex
Source: RefSeq, a predicted model, not a curated record
CGGGACCCCCGGGGGGGCAUUGGGGACACGGGUGCCUGGGGUAGGGGCACCCCACCGCUGGCACCCGCUGUCAGCCUGGGGCACCCCGCUGGCCCCAUGCGGCUGGGUGUCCCUUUAACGGCCCAGCCGGCACCUCUGCCUGCUUAAUUGGCAGGGGUUAAUUAGAAGCCAGGGCUGCGGCUGUUCCUUCUCUCCCAGCCGGGCUGCAGGGCUGAGCUCUGCUGGGAGGGCUGGGCUCACCGGGGGUGAGGCUGAGGCACCCCCGGAGCGACAGCAGGUCAGCGUGCGAGGCACGAGGCUCCCUAGAAGAUGGGUGACUGGGGGUUCCUGGAGAAACUGCUGGACCAAGUCCAGGAGCACUCGACCGUGAUCGGGAAGAUCUGGCUCACCGUGCUCUUCAUCUUCCGCAUCCUCAUCCUGGGCUUGGCUGGGGAGUCAGUGUGGGGGGACGAGCAGUCGGAUUUCGUGUGCAACACCAAGCAGCCGGGCUGCACCAACGUCUGCUAUGACAAAGCUUUCCCCAUCUCCCACAUUCGCUACUGGGUGCUCCAGUUCCUCUUUGUCAGCACCCCAACGCUGAUUUACCUCGGCCACGUUGUCUAUCUCUCCCGGAAGGAGGAGAAGCUGAAGCAACAGGAGAGCGAGCUUCGGGCUAUCCACAGCAAGGACCCAAAGAUCGAGCAGGCCCUGGCAGCUGUGGAGAAGAAGAUGUCCAAGAUCUACAUGACGGAGGAUGGGCGGCUCAAGAUCCGAGGGGCGCUGAUGUGGACGUACAUCAUCAGUGUGAUCUGCAAGAGCAUCUUCGAGGCUGGCUUCCUCGUUGGCCAGUGGUACCUGUACGGCUUUUCCAUGGUGCCCCGCUACGUGUGCAAGAGGGACCCCUGUCCCCAUCAGGUGGACUGCUUCAUCUCUCGCCCUACCGAGAAGAGCAUCUUCAUCAUCUUCAUGCUGGUGAUGGGCUUGAUCUCCUUAAUCCUGAACCUCCUGGAGCUCUUCCACCUCUGCUGCAAGAGCCUGCUUGGCAACAUCAAGAAGGUGUCGGGGCCGAGCCAGGACGGCUUUGCCCCCGACAUGGUUGUGGGUCCCUACCCACCCAAGCACUACCCCUUCCUGCCCAUGGCCGAGAGCCACACGCCACCCUACCAGGCCUACAACAAGCUCUCCAGUGAGCAGAAUUGGGCCAACUUCCACAACGAGGAGAACCUGGCGCUGGGCAGUGGCAGCAGACCCCUCUCAGACCCCUACACCCCCGCGGCUGCUGAAGCCCCCACACCGGAGGAGAAGCUGUGCAGCCGGCCCGGGAGCUCAGCCUCCAAAAAGCAGUAUGUCUAGUGCCGGGCUGGCCCCGGCUGGCCACGGGGACCUUCCCUGGUCCCUUGUUCCUGUGAAGGUGCUGUCUGGAUGGGCUGCGGAGGCUGUGCCCGGGGGGACCUGCCUGCCCCGGGAGGUGAUGCUCGGGAGCGGGGCUGGAUGCUGUCCUGGAGCAGAGCCUCCCCGCUCUCCUCUUUUCCCCACAGACCUUGCAAGGAAGGAAACUGCAGAAAGUUCCCUGGGACGCCGUGUCCCGUGUGCCUCGCUGUGGGAAAGGGAGAAAUCCCUCGAGCCACACAGCUGGGAACAGGCUGUCCCCGGGGCUGUGGCAGGAGGCUGGAGCCAGCCGCGAGGCUGGAGUGUGAAAGCUGGGCCUGUGGCCCUGGGAAGCCACUUGCCUCCACAGGCAGCGGGCUGAGCCCAGGAGGGCUGGGGCAGCGCUGCCUCACCGGCCCUGGCCACCAGCCCCAUCCUGUUCCUGUGGCCACGGCUGCGGGCCAGCAGCUCCUGCCCCAGGGCUUGCUGCGGGAGCUGCCCCCUGCCCCACGGGGCAUGGGGGGGUUAAGCAGCAGCUGGCAGCUGGGGCUCUGCAGCCACCCACUGAUCCCGAUGGCUGCAGGUCACUGCUCGGGUGCGCUGGGGCUGCGAGCCCCCAGCCCUGGACCCUUUCCCACUUGGUGUGUGUCUCUAAGUUAUUUUUAACCUGCUGGCCUGAGCAUGGGGCUUUCUGCCUUCAAGGUGCCGCUGUGUGGGAUCUGGGGAGCCGUGUCCAGCCUGGCCGAGUGCCCUGGAGCCCUGUGCAUUUUUCCAGGAGGAAUUCGCCAAGCAGCUGCUGGGUUUGGGGGGUUAUUGGUUUUAUUACUUUGCACUAGUCAUCUCCUGCUGUGGGUGGGGGUGUUGGGGGGUGUAUGGAAGAAUCAACAGCCGCCACAUGAGCAGUCACCCUGUCAUCCCCAGCCCACCGAUGCUGUGAAAGGGGAAGGUCCUGCGUGACCCAGGCACGAGCGUGGGAUGUGGGUGCUGCCCUCAGUGCUGUUUCCUUUCCUCCUGGCAGACUCAAGUGUUGCAUCUUGUUGAAUAAAGUUGGAUGAAUGAAAAAA